Messenger RNA from Erythranthe guttata (spotted monkey flower), 694 nucleotides. NCBI's taxonomy places the organism in Eukaryota, Viridiplantae, Streptophyta, Magnoliopsida, Lamiales, Phrymaceae. The record is from RefSeq and is a predicted model, not a curated record.
AUGUGCUCGACUUCUGGGGCGGAAAAUGUGGCAAGUUCUUCUGGAAUCAAUUUGAGAUCAUCAUUCAUAGGGAUGGGUUUCGCGCCAUCGCUUGUCAACAAAGUCAUUGAGGAAAAUGGUGAGCAGAAUGCUGAGUCAUUAUUGGAGAUUCUCUUCACAUAUUCCGAUCUUCAGCAACCAAAGUCAGAGUUUUCUGAUGAUUGUUUCUUGAGCGGUGGCAAUGAUUGUUUAGCUGCAAACCUUGCAAGCGAGGCUUUUCAUAAAUCCGAGUCAUCAGAUUCUCUAGACAGCUUGUUCGGCAAAGAUACAGAUAUGAAUGCCUACCGCGAGGCCGAUUCUCACGUGAAAAUGGUAUCUUUUAAAUUCUCUUUUCUAAUGUGUUCAUUCAGACACGAUAAGCGAACUUUAUACUAAAUCUCUCUUUUUAAUCAACUGAUCAAGUAGGUUUUGGUCUGGUGCAGCACUGUUUGUGUUCUUUUGUGCUUGUUCUUCAUCCUGUUAAUUUUCUUUAAAAAGUUCUGUUUUAAUGGACUGAUGUUGUCACAACCUUAAUUUCCUGCUCCUAUAAAAGCAGUUUACCCAUUUCCUUUAUCGUGACAUAAAUAUGUCUAUUGGUUAAACUAAUUGUCAGCUGCAGUAUUGGGCAAGGUUAUGUAGUUUCUCCUAGUCUUUACUUUCUAAGAAGGAUGUAAAU